CCCUCCCCCUCCCCCUCCCCCUCUCUCCGCCAGCGAGCUGCCCACCCUCACCCGCCACCGGGUCGGGCCCGUUUCCGCGGUGCACCUUUCCGGUUUGCGGUGAGACCGCCACCGGCGGACAGAGGCCAUUUCCGGCGAGGAGAUGCUGCGGAGGCGGGCGGUGGCGGCGGCGGGAGCAGGAGCGGGCUGGCGUUGGGUCUGGCGGCAGCUGAGCGCAGGAAAUGUGAAACCAUUAGAAGGAAUUAAAGUCCUCGACCUCACAAGGGUGUUAGCAGGACCAUUUGCUACAAUGAUCUUGGGAGACCUGGGUGCAGAAAUUAUCAAAGUAGAAAGACCAGGUGCUGGUGAUGAAACUAGAGCCUGGGGACCACCAUUUGUGGGAACAGAGAGUAUCUACUUCCUUAGUGUAAAUCGAAAUAAGAAGAGUAUAGCAGUAAAUCUGAAGAAUCCUGAUGGGAUCCGUAUAAUAAAAGAUUUGGCAUCUGUUUGCGAUGUAUUGAUUGAAAAUUAUGUUUCUGGGAAACUGGCAGAAAUGGGCCUUGGAUACAAAGACAUAGAAGCGAUUGCCCCACACAUUGUAUACUGUUCAAUUACAGGUUAUGGACAAACUGGCCCGAUGUCCCAGCGUGCCGGUUAUGAUUCAGUAGCGUGUGCUGUGUCUGGCCUUAUGCACAUUACUGGUCCAGAGGAUGGCAACCCAGUUAGACCUGGAGUGGCCAUGACAGACCUAGCUACAGGUUUAUACAGUCAUGGAGCCAUAAUGGCAGGGCUGCUACAGCGACAGAAGACUGGAAGAGGUCUACAUAUUGACUGCAAUUUGCUUUCAUCCCAGGUUGCGUGCCUGACCCACGUGGCUGCAAAUUAUCUCAGUGGUGGUAAAGAAGCAAAGCGAUGGGGUACAGCACACGAAAGCAUUGUUCCUUACCAGGCAUUUAAGACAAAGGAUGGAUACCUUGUGGUUGGAGCUGGAAACGAUCAGCACUUUGCAAUUGUUUGUAAGAUCUUAUCAUUACCUGCUUUAAGUGAAGAACCCAGGUACAAGACAAACAAGCUCCGAGUUCAGAACAGAGGAGAACUAAUCGAUGUUCUGAGUGCAAGAUUUUCAGAGAAGACAACACAAGAGUGGUUGCAACUGCUUGAAGGUAGUGGGAUACCAUAUGGUCCAAUAAACAGCAUUCAGCAAGCAUUCUCCGAACCUCAGGUUAAACACAAUGACCUCAUUUUAGAAAUGUACCAUCCAACAGCAGGGAACAUAGCUGUUCCAGGUCCUGCUGUCAGGUUCAGUGACUUCAAGAUAUCCAAUCCGAAACCGCCGCCUUUGACUGGACAGCACACCGUCGAAGUACUAAAGACAUUGCUGGGUUACAGUGAUAACUUCAUCAAGGAAUUACUUGCGGCUGAGACAGUCGCUCAGCAUGAACUAAACUGAGGGCUGAUCUAUACUAGAAAACUGGUUUUUAUCUUUCUGAGGUCAACCUCUUUUACACUUUAGAUCUUUUACAAUUGCACACAAUAAAUGAACCAAGGUAAAUUGAGCUCUAGGUUGUUGUAAGGCUGAUCAGCCAUGUUUUAUGUAAUGUAAUUAGCCGCAGAGUGAUCAAUGGAGAUGUAUAACACAUGCCUGGUGUGGACCUUCAAAGCUGGUGCCCUAAAGGCCAUAUAACAUUGGAGCAAAAUUAGGCUAAUCAGCCCAUCAAGUGUGCUCUGUCAUUCCAUCACAGCUCAAUCCCAUUCUCCUGCCUUCUCCCUGUAACCUUUGACAACCUGACUAAUCAAGAACAUAUCAAUUUCCAUUUUAAAUAUACCCAAUGACUUGGCCACAGCUGUCUGUGGCAAUAAAUUCCACAGGCAGGUUCCCCACCCUCUGGCUAAAGAAAUUCCACCUCAUCGCUGUCCUAAAAGGAUGCCCUUCUAUUCUGAGUCUGUCCCUUUGGUCAUUGGUUCACCCAUUAUAGGAAACGUCCUCUGCACGUCCACUCUAUCUUGGCCUUUCAACAUUCGAUAGGUUUCAAUGAGAUUCCCUCCUCAUUCUUCUAAACUCCAACGAGUACAAGUCCAGAAUGACCAAAUGCUCCUAUUCAUUCCCAGGAUCACUCUUAUGAAUCACCUCUCCAAUGCCAUCACAUCCUUUCUUAGAUAAGAGGCCCAAAAAUGGAUAGAAUUCAAAAUAGUUGUGCAGAAAUCUUUAGACUUUUGUAAGGGUACAGAAUUAAUGAAUGUUGUGGCGUUUGACUUGUGAAAAUUCAACUUGAUGGAAAUUGAAUUUCUCCAAGCCAGUAACUUUUACUGACAUUUGGGAUGAAAUACAAAAUGUCAGUGAUAAUAAUUGCAAGGCCACUUUGAACUUGCUGAAAUCCCAGUGCCAGACACUGCUCAUAGAAAGCAUAAUCUCACUGCAAUGCAAUGGUAUACAAUGUGUAUAAGAUGAUAAGAGGCAGAGAUUGAGUGGACAAUCAGUGCCUUUCUUCCCCAGGCAGCAAAUUACUGAUGAUGAGUGGGCAUAUGUUUAUAGCGAUUAGAGAAAAUAGUAGGGGAUGUCAGGCACAUCAUAAGACCAUAAAAUAUAGGAGUAGAAUUAGACCAUUCAGCCCAUCGAGUCUGCUCUGCCAUUCCACUCUGGCUGAUUUAUUAUCCUCUCAUCCCCAUUCUCCAGCCUUCUUCCCGUAGCCUUUGAUGCCCCAACUAAUCGAGAAUCUAUCAACCUCCGCUUUAAAUAUACCCAAUGACUUGGCCUUCACAGCUGUCCGUAGUAAUGAAUUCCACAGAUACAUCACCCUCUUGUGGCCAAAGGGCCUGUACUAUCCACUGCUGUUCGAAUACAGCAGAAUUAAAACUUCAAUGACAAAAUUUCUUCUUUAAAAAUGCAAAUAAAAGCAAUUGGGAAGAGUUUUUAAGAAGCUAAUUUUGUAUUUCCUUAAUAUGUUGAAAGUGAACUGAUAAAAAUGUUAAUAUAUCCCACACUUCUUACUGGAAUCAAUUAUCUACACUACAGAAUGUAAAUUGUUUAUAUUUCAUCGUUUGGACAAGCCACAGAUAUUGUCUGAAUAAACAUUUCUAUCUA
Hypanus sabinus (Atlantic stingray) is the source of this 3061-nucleotide messenger RNA. RefSeq names its product succinyl-CoA:glutarate-CoA transferase (gene sugct). Lineage: Eukaryota; Metazoa; Chordata; Chondrichthyes; Myliobatiformes; Dasyatidae. Gene Ontology annotation, molecular function: catalytic activity. The record is from RefSeq and is a predicted model, not a curated record. Bases 143 to 1429 code for a protein of 428 amino acids. The transcript has 14 exons.